CAUUGCGCGCCGCGCAGCGUGCUGGGAGGCCGAACUACACUUCCCGCGAUCCCCCGCGCGCCGCCAGCCGCUGAGAGACUGGGGCGUAGUAGUAAGAGCUGCUGAAGAAGAAGGCGAUUAAGAUGGCGGCCAGAGCCGCGCAGGGGCUAUCUCCCAGCACCAGGCUGCUCUGAGGGGAGAGCGCUCGCCCACACACUGCCCGCCCGGGGUGGAUGUCCAGCAGCCGCUGCCCUCCUCCACCUUGCCCCAGUCACCCCGCACUCCCCGCCCGGCCCGCCUCGCCCCGCUCCGGCCCUCGCUGCCCUCCCCGGCCCGGCACAAUGGGGGUGCAGGGGUUCCAGGAGUUCCUGGAGAAGCGAUGCCCGGGGGCCGUGGUGCCCGUCGACCUGUUGAAGCUGGCCCGGACCGUAGCCCGCCAGCAGCACCGAGCGGGCCUGUCACCCGGCGGCUACCCUGCGGCCCCACCGCCGCCUCCCCCCCAGCCCCCCUCCCCGGCGGCUCCCCCUCCCUGCCGGGUGCUGGUGGACGCGGACUCGGCCCUGCAGCGGCUGUACGGGGGCUACCAGACGGACUGGGUGUGCGGGGGCCAGUGGAACGCCAUGCUGGGCUACCUGGCGGCGCUGUCACAGGCCUGUCUGUACCAGGGCGGCCUGGAACUGGUGGGCAUGUUCAACGGUACCCUGGCCAAGGAGAGGCUGCCGGAGUGGGCCCGGCGGGCUCAGGGGGAGAGGCAGACGGCCCAGCUCAUUGUCAGCCACGUCGGGAACAAGGGCACCCCGCCCCCCAGGGCCUGGUUCCUGCCUCCGGCCUGCCUGGCUCACUGCAUCCGCCUGGCAAUGAUCCGGUUCCGUGUGAAGGUAACCAGGACUGUGCAGUGUGGCCCCCCAACCAUCACCACUUCUCUCUCUAGGCAGCUGCCUUGCAAAACCUUGUGUGCCAGGGCUGGCUAAACCAUGGGCACUCCAGCUAUGGCUGGGUGGCAGAGAGCAUCAUGGGAAACGUAGUCUGCCACAGCUGGAGUGCCACAGGUUGGCCAUCACUUCUGUGUAACUUUCUGAUAAAGAAUAGAUUCUAUAGAACGUUGAAGUAAAUCAGAUUAUUUCCCCCCUCUGCCACACCCCCUUUUGUGCACAUGCAGACCCCAAUGUGUGCUUCUGUUGUAUGCAUGCCUUGCAUGAUCCUCAUUAGGACUCAGUGAUUAAAAAACAUAAAGGCACAUGGGCAAUGCAGGCAAGUUAUGAGGUUAAAGAUGAAUUAUCUUCAUUUUUAAAAUUCAGAUACACAACACAUUGUAACAAUAGUGCAAUAGAUAACCUAAAUGAGCAUUCAUUCAGUCAUGGGGUUUUUAGUCUGUUGUAUCCUUUGUUUUCUGUCUUUAGCAAAGCAACAUUGAAAACUUGCUCUCUCAUGCUCUCCUGCUAUUAAAUGCAUUGACCCUGUUUCUUUCUCUGAAGUGGUGGCUGUAAGGGGGUGGAGGGUUGUUAGGCAAAUCAUUCUUGGUGUAAUAAAGGGAAUGAGUUAGGCAAAUUAUCCUUGGUUUGUUAACCAAUUCUGCUAGUCAAAUAAUUCACUAGGUUUCUUAUGGAAGCAAAUGCUGUUUCAAAUCAAUCAGUUUGGAGAAUGCAUUUAAUCUGUACAGAAAACAUAAGAAGAAGAGGUCUUGAAAAUGACACUUUGUAUAAAGCAGUGUUUUAGCAGUUCUUAAUCACCAUUUUGUUUUAUGGUCCAAACUAUCUUGGGGAUAUGGUGGUAGACCAGUAACUGGCAGGUGUGAUCUAUUUUUUUUUUUUUUUUUAAAUAGAUUUUAUAGAGGGUAAAAUGAACACAGGCCCUUGCAGCUCUCAUAAUCCUCCAUAAUUACCACACUAGUCUGCUUCUUCAUGCUAUACCUCUUGAUACCUUAGCAACAGAGAGGUGUGCAUGCUUUAUGUACCAUAGUUGAGUUGUAGCGUAGGCGUACCAAACAGAACAUGAAGAUUUCAAACUGGUAGUAAAAUAGCACUCCUCAUGGUGCCUAUAUUCCUGUGGAAGUGAACUGUACACUGCUGAUUAUAUUUGAGGUUAUUACUCAUGGUUUAGUGGGCCUGCUCUUGCUCAAAAAGCAAACCUGUUGUAUCCAACGUGCAGUGUGUAUUCAGUAGAACUAUUACCCUAAUUUACAAAAUAACUGCAUAGUAGUAGUAUGUUUUUACAAGAUGACCUCUACAUUGCCGUACACAUCUUCCUUUAGGCCACAAUAAACUAACUCAUCAUGAAUAUUUUACAAGAAGCUUAUUGUAUUACUGUAAUGCUUUUUUCAGAAACAAAUCAUGCCGAAUCUUUAGUAACGCUGUUUCUCAAUUGGGAUUUUUACAAUUUAGGUUUUAGUGUGCUUAAUGCAUUCUUUAAAAUAAGGGGGGGGAUUUAAAUAUAUAUUGCAAUGUUUAGCAGAUAAUCCACAGUACAUAAAAAUGGCACUCUUAGGACUUCAUCUCUUGUGAAAAAAACUCAUAGUCCCCAGGGGGGAGGAGGGUUGGUGUGUAUAUGUAUUUAUAUAAAAUUUUAUUCUACACAUCGUCCUGCACGAUAAUAAAAAUAAAAAAAACUUGCCAACAUGUUUCUGUAGAAGUGGAAAUAAAAAGCUGUGAUAGGAAAGCCUUAUGCUACUGUAUUAGUUCCACUAGUCUGCAGGCUGUAUUUUCAUACUGGAAGGUAAAAGUUGUAAAUCACACUUUAUCAGCUCUUUUUAGAAAGCCAUAUCCUGCCAGUUGGCUGUUGAUGUCUCUAGAUCAAAUUUAUUCCAUUACUGUAAAAUGGUAAAGGUACACAUUCGAUGAGUGACUUCCCCUUUAACAAAAGUUAACAUUUUAAUAGCUUCCCCUCCUCCCCCAAAGAAUGGUCUUAUAGUGUGAUCAGUUUUAGUUAACUGUGUGAUAUAAUGCUUAGGUCACUGAAGUAUACAAGCACAAAUCAUGUAAUUCUGUACAAAUACAGCUGUCAUUUAGCUUAAUCCAAUGGAAAAUCUUAGUCUAACUUUUUUUUCUUUUCCCCUCAUCCAUAUUAAGGGCACUUGUGCCCUGAUGUAGUGGUUAUGGUGCCAACAUUCUCUUGGUGACUGGAGUUUCUUGUUUAGCACUCUCCCAAUUAGAUGGCUCCAAAUGAACAUAUAACAUGGACUAUCGUAAUAUUACAAGUGAGGGGCAGGAAAGGCAAAGCCAGGGUUAUACUGACAUAACCACUAUUACAGGUCUUUUUUUAUUUAAAAAAAAAUAUAUAUAUUCUCUCCGUUGGCUUUUAUACACUAUUGCAUAGCCCGAUUAGCUGUUCUUGAGCUGCCUUGAUAUCAAAGUAUAGGGUUAAGAUUACUAUUAGUGUUAGGGCUAUUAUUAGAAUUAGUUAAAUUGGCACUGUAACUUAAUGUAAUUGAAGUUGGUAUGGUGUCUGAAGUCCCUUGGCACCAUCCUUCAUACAGUAAUGCGAAGCAAGAGUCCCCAGAAUCCCAAUACCGCUGCUGCGGCUUAUGAGGAAGCUUUAGUCUAAGCAUGUCCGCUGACCUCUCUCAGCCUAACACAGCACCCAUUGGUGGUAUGGCUGGAAGGAAGUUGUAAGCUCUGCCUUAGCCACAAUUCCAUAAAGGGCUGGACUGUAGGCAGCUAGUGACCCUAAUUUAGCAUUAAACUGCUUGUAAAUUGUUGAAGAACCAGAGUACCCCAGACAUUAUAACCAAUUCAAUGAGGUACAAUGGUUAUAGUGCCUAGAGUGUUCUUGAAUUGUUGCACUUAAGGUUAGGAUUACAUUUAUUAAAUAAUUUACAAAAACUAGAUUUGUGUUUUUGUGGAGACUGCUUUGUGUGUGGCAUACACUAUCACAAUUUGAUGCAAGUCAGUGACAUAUAGUCACUGGGACUCUGCAUAUCAGAAUUUAUGGCAUGUCUAUAAAUUGCUCUUAUAGCACAGGGCUCAAAAUAUCAGGUUUUUAAUGCUACUGGAUAGGCCUAUAACGUCUCCCCACUGGAAGCCUGGAGGGUCCAACAAACCUGACUUCUACUGUUGUAUACAGAUUGUGUGGAGUGUUGAUGUACACAAUGGGGGGUGUGCCAAAGUAGUAUGACAUGUCACCCAUAAAGGGAUUGAUUUGAAGUGGUCAUGGUACCUCGAGUCUGUGCAACAUUUCACUUUGAAACAUUGUACAAACAUAGUGACUGUACAUGUUUAGCAAGCCCAAACAAAGUUCUGGGUGGGCUAUUGUCAAUUAUAUGAAAAAUCAGCACCUGAUGCCAACAUCAACACAAUGCUGGUGCGAGGCAGCCAAUGGUGGCAUGGCUGUCCCUAUCCUCUCAUCAGUCGGCCCUUCAGCUAGGAAGUGUGACAUCAGGCAAGGAGGAUGGGGCUGCAGGGAAAACUUGCACUGCGCUAUGGAAUGCAGGUGUUUAAAAUUUAAAAACAAAAAUAAAAAAAUUAUUUGGGGGAAGAUCACAUCAGAAAGUAUUACUCUAACUAAAACAAGUGUUUUAAGCUGGAAUAACCUUUUAAUGAAAAUGCAACGUCUGGACAAACUUGUCUCUGUUUGGAAACAAAAUGGCAAAUUCUGGAUUAAAAGUUUUUAAAGUAUCAGAAUGUUAAAAUCUACACACACAGUUAUAUUGCCUAGAGAUUUUUUUUCUUUAGCACUUCUACAAAUCUCAUCCUAUGUGACUUCUGAGGUUUGGCUGGACAACAGCCACCACAGGUGCCAAGGUUUAUAAAUUACAUGUGCAGAGGCAGGGGAACACUUUUUAGGGUUAGAAUACAGGUUUGUGUUCCUUUUAAGCUUUGGUAAAGCAUGAACAUUUGUAUUAUUUUAAUUCCGGAGUCAAAGAUAUCAGGGAUUUUGGCCAGAGAGUACACAGAUCCAAGAUGCUACAGUGUAAGUAUUCUCCAUCUCCCACCUCAGUGGACCCUAAAUGGAUGCACUGGAGUUCCUCAUGGAUAUCCAUCUAAGCUUUGCAGCCCUAGAUAUUGAUGCUGGUACACCAGCAACAUAGGGUUACAUUCUGUAGUUAGUAUGCAACAUUCAUUCACUUUUGGCCUUAGACUUGACAGAGCUAAAGAGACUCUCAUACUCACCAGCUGGACAACAGCUCUUAUUUAUUCAUUAGUGGUAUUUAUAAAGUGCCAACAGAUUCCGCAGUGCUGUUCAAUUGUGGAGGACGUAAAAUAUACACAGACAAAUACAAAAGGUAGAGAGGGCCCUGUCCGUAUGCUGAGAUCUAGCGAUUUCAUACAGAGUGCUUAGUUAGCCCGUGAGUUUACAAUCUAAAGCAUACCGUGGGAAUUUGAGACAAGAGGUAGCAGGGGCAAUUUGGAAGUGAUGGCUAAAAAAGUAAACCGAGAGUUGCAGCUAUUAGUAAAAUAUAGAGGGAAUGACAAGGUAAUUGAGUGAGAAUUGUAAAGCUUUGGAAGAGGUUGUUUGAAGUCAAGCAGUAAUAGGGUUUGAGACUGCAAGUUUACAAUUACAGGAAUCCCACACCGCACUUCAGUUACAUGUGGAGGUGCUAGAUGAAUGGAUUCACUGCAAAAUCUCAAAGUACGUAACACUGCAAAAUCUGUUCACCCCGUGGAACUCCCAUGUUUUUCAGAAAGCUAUUCAUUAAACUGCUCUCCUCCAGAUUAGAUAAAUCUCUUACCUUAGAGCAGUGGCGGAUCCAGAGCCUGGUCUCGGGAGGGGCACUUGUAGAUUAUUUAAAGAAAUAAUCCAGGCACAAUAACCACUACAGCUCCGUGUAGUAGUUAUGGUGCCAGUAGUACCAGGAUUAGGCAGGCUUUUUAAUAAUGGUUUUUUUUUUUACAUUUAAAUUAAAUAUAUUUAUGUCCCCCCUCCCUUCUUACCUUUUUUUUUUGAGGAGGAGGGGGGACAUUUCUCCAUCCCUGGAGGUCCAGUGGGGAAUCCCUGGUGGUCCCAGUGGUGGCGAGGUGAACUCUAGCCCGUAGCUCCAGGGCUAGAGUUCACUCUCGCGAGAUUUGGAGCCUUGCCAUGGUAACCGCGGCAACGCUCCGUGCUUGCGAGAGUAGGACCCGGAGGAGCUGCAAGCUGAGCCACAAUUGCCCCCCCGGAUCUGCCACUGCCUUAGAGGGGAUCUACUCUUUUGCCAAAUCUAUUAAAGUAUGGUUGAUUCACAAACUAUCGUAGUUAUGUUGCUUACAGGAAAGCCAUAAUUGCGACCAGAAAAGGUAAACGGCAUUACAUGUUUGAGAAUCAAUUCAUCAUGUUCCUUUUGUACGUUUGUGUAUCUGCAAUUAAAUACAAACCUGUAUUCCUAGCACUAUAUUGUCUGACAGCCAAUAGAGACAGUCUUAGUUCUGCAAUGUAAUUAUUGUAAUUUCCCAGAAACUGCAAUAAUUAACAUUACAGGGUUAUUGCACCCAGACCACUUUAAUAACUAAAAUCCUCUGGGUGACUAUAGUGUCCCUUUAUUUGGUGAUAUGAUGGUAUCACAUCAUGCUUCAGGAAUCCAAAAUUACUUGUCAGAGAUGAUAUCUUUACCAGAUGCAUGGGACAAUCUUGAAGGCUCAGCCAUCUUCUACAAACUUUACUCCUAAAGCUCCAGAUCGAUUUGUGGAGUUUUCCCCACAGGACGAGGGACAACAAUCCUAGCCACAAUCACCAAACCUUUCCAGGCUGUGGAUGCCUACCUGAAGUGAAUGUCCCCUAGAAGCUUUGCUUUUUAUUUUUUCAUGUCAAUAGAUAAUUCAUCAGAUCUUUCUGAUCACUCAACAGUUAUUCUCUUCUCAUUAUACUCACGUACUCAUACCCUCAUUCUACAACUCCCCAUUUAAGAGGGUUAUUUUUGGUUAUUUGUUAAUCUUUGCUUUUCUAUACUAGGAAUCCCCCACCAUAAAUGUUUGAUGAAAUUUUUACCUUUCCUUAAUGUCCAAUACCAUGCUUUGUGCCUGUUAUGAUGAAAAUAGUCUGCUCAUUCUCUAUCCAUUGUAUUGUUUUUUUUAAUUGUCAACCUAGAUUGAAUUUCAAAAUGUUUCUGUAAAGAAAUUCUAUUUUCUGAUUCACAUAAUAAAAAAUUGGGUGUGUUGGGGGAAUAAAUUAGUGAGGUAAAAUGUUGCUCUUGUGCAAGUAAGUUUUUAUGUUUCCGAUAAUGUUGGUCCUCUACGUGAGAAAUGGGCGUCAACUAAUUAAAAGACCCUGGCAUAGACUGGAGGGAAUAAGCCAUAGUCUAUGUGAGGGACCCUAAUGGAAAGUGUAAAAACUAUUUUAACAGAAGCAGACAGAGAGAACAAUUUGUUAGGUACAACUUGAGCAUAACAUGUAUCUGUGGAAUAGAGCAAUAUCAAAAGCAAGCAGAUGUCCAGGUAAACUAACUAUUGUGUUUUAUGGAGAUUGGGAAUUUGUAAAAGAGGCCCUCCAAACAUCAUAACUCCCUUCCUCUGUAAAAACCCAGUGGAAAAAAAUUAAUUUACCUGGAAUCCAGAAGCUCAGGUGUCACCGCUGCUCUUGCAAAUACUUCUCAAAAAGGAGGGUAGGGAUUUAGAAAAAUGAUAGUUACGGGGGAAGGAAGGCGGGGAUGGAGGGGGUAAGUAAAUGAGGGAGAGAGAUAUAAAAUUCCACUCGCAAAUAUGACUCAUUGAAGUGGUUUUGGUGCACUGCACAGCAAUGCUUUCCUAUGGGAGUAGUCCGAAUGCGACAGUGGCACUUGCCGUGUCAGUUUUCCCCUGCUGGCAGAUGUCAGCGGAGGUGCAUCCUGACCCAGCACGAGGGACAUCGGCGCUGGAAUCAAGAAGGGUUUAUAUCUCUCUUAUGGCCAGGGAGGGAGGCAUUAUAGGGCUAGGAAAACAACGUUUUUUUCCUAGCGUUAUAGUUUCUGUUUAAGUCUGCUACCAGUGUACUGUGUGCGCUGUCGACAGAUGUAAUGUUUGAACAGAAGGGAGAUCAUAUUUAGAUUUGAGUAUUUUUACCAGAUCAUUACACACAAUUCUCAAGAAAUGCAGUAAUUUAACAGUUCCAGUAGACCAUUUAAUGAGAGCUGAGGCAUAUGAAUAGACAUUUUGAGGAACAAUUCCAGCUUUAUAAUUGCUACUGCCCAAUGCAGUGGUUAUGGUUUCAGGAACGUCCUUGUACUGUCCCAUUGUAAGGUGUCAAACUGUUUGUCAUUAUUUUAGUUUUUUAGUAUCUUUUAUUUGACAUUUUACCUGAGUUCAGCUGAAAAUCACAGACCUUCAGUGCUUUGCUCUAUAGAGCAAUCUAGCCCUUCCUGCUAGAGAACAUUGCAUGUGCUGUGGGCUCCCAGCUGGAGCAACGUGAGUUGUUAAAUCCUACUAAAACACUAACAUACUACCGUAAGGAGGUGCCGGGGGUACAUAGAUGUUAUGGUGCUUGAAGUGUUCUUCUAAGAAGACGUAGGUUGUUUGUAUAAAUAUUAAAGCAGUAUAAACUUUAAUUUUGUUCUCCAGUACCUGAAUGGACACUAAGAACCAUAAUCAUUACAGCUGAUUGUUGUGGUUAUCAUGCUAGCAGGUACUGAAGGCUUCUUUCACUUUUCCUAGUUCUAUGAGAUAUUAUUUGAACAGCUUGACACCAAAGGAAGGGCCAUGCAUGGGAAAUGUAACUUCCACAUUAACAAAGGGAAAGUGUUGGGUCACGGAUGCCUGGUGAACCCUUAGUUUGUGUCAAGCUCUCUGACACGUUCACGUAGAAGUAAUGGACAAUGAAAGUAGUCGGCUAACACAAUAACCACUACAACAGGAAGUAGAAUUUGUGAUGCUUAGUUAAUCUUUAGAGGUCUGCAAAACACUUAUUUUUAUGUAAUGUUUUGGGAUGUCCUUGCCUAAUUCCCUUGUGCUUAUGAUAUUUGGAUCAAUUAAUGGACCUCGAUAGAAAUCCAAAUAAAUGUCAGCAAUCAGCAAGACUGUCUCUUGGUAAUUUAUAAUGCCAUCAAACGUGAACAAGCCAACGCUUCGACACAAAAUGUGUCAUUCUCAAGCUGUGAGACAGUAUUGCUGAGGAUUAUUUGGAUUAAUUUGUGUACAGGUACAUUUUAAGUGGGAGAACUUCCAUCUGAAAUUAAAAAAGGAAAUCGGAACAUACUGUUUUAGAAAACAUUAGUUUAUGAGUUGGACACAUUUCUUUUCAGGAUUGAUGAGUUUGUUCAUGUUGAGAGACAACCUGCAUAUUUUGUCCAAUAUUCAUACUGCUAUGUCUGACAAAACCUGAAAUGGAGUAAUUUAACAGACCGUUUUAAAAGGAUGCCUCACGCUCCAUCAUAGCUUAUGCUCAGUGCAUAGGUUAUGGUGCCUGGAGGUCACAUGACACCCCACACACAGUUGCUUUUAAAAAAAUUUAUUUUUCCUUGUGCACAAUAUUACAGACAAGCUUGUAGCGCCACGACAGCGAGUACAAGCUAUUCAGUGGCAUACAAUAUCAUGGCAGAGUUAUCAGCACAUUUAAUUUUUGUGAAAGGUAAUAGGCUUGUGAUAAUUGAGUGGAACUUUUGUCGAGUAGCUAGUCGAUGCAUUCAUGGUUAUAUGGUCGUUAUGUGAGUGGUGGGUAUUCAGGCUAUGUAAGCUCAGGUAUAGAUUGCUAAUCAUGAGUGCGCCUACAGUGAGCAAGGUGAUUGUGUAGUGAUAGUGGAGGAGUGGUGGAGUCGCGGGCAGAGUGUGUUAGGCAGAGUGAAAGAUUGCAUGUUAAGUUGCCUAGCGUGCUAGCAAGACAGGCAGAGUACAUUUCAGUGUAGUGUUCUUCUGCUAUGUCUGGUCAGGUGUCGUCUGCAAUGCCGCAUGGUAAGUGAGUCCUGUAUAAGGAAAGCGGUCCUGGCUUGUCGGGACUCAAGCUAGCCCCUUCAGUUGUUCCUCCAGACCACCCUUUGGUGCCCCUGCGAUGGUUGCUGUUUGCGCUGUCAUCAGCCCACUGCUGUGAUCCUGCAGGCGUCUGUGUGGGGCCAGACGGGCUCUGUAGCGACAAAUUGUGCCAUAAAGUAGUCUCUGGAGACGUAAAAUCCACCAUCUGAAGGUGCUAUCGCAGGUCUGAGGUGGCUGUUUAGUCAUGGCUGUAGCAGAGUUUCCCUUAUCCCGGUUGGGAGGCAUGCUGUUUCUUUGGGCGGGUUUGGUGCCUGUGUAAGCCGGGAGCUUGCUAUGUUCACCCGGCGAAGACUAGUAGAGGACUCACCGCUGGGCUGAUCUUGCGGUUGCAUGUUUGGGUGAGUGGUGCGGUUUCUCUCCCCUGGGGCUUCAUAGGGCGGGAGCUGCUGGUGUUGUGCCCCGCGCCGUCGCCAUCUUAGCAUCCUGCCUCGCGGUCUCCACACUUCCCGAGUCCUCUGAUAUGGGGACCGGGAUAUCCCCCCCGAUCCCGAGGGGGGAAUGGGACCGGCAGGCAUUACAUGAGGUCGGCUUGUGGUGUCCAGGUAGGGAGACAGGGCAGCGGCCGUCCACCCCGCUCCCUCCCGUGUAGGCCGCAGUCCCCGAAGUUUCGUACCUCCCUCUGGGGAUCCAAAACUCCCGAUCUCGGGUUCUGCUGCUUUGUCCGCAGCCGCAGGUACUUGCUUUGGGUUCCAUGCGGGUGUCAGAGUUGCAGUAUUUGCCUUAGAGGCCCGAUUUCUCCGGAGCCUCUCCUGCAUGCGACCGGUCAGCAUGGCGGUCCGGCCCCGGCCCCCACACAGUUGCUUUUAACUGCAGCAAUUUGCAAAAGAUGCUGCAGCUAUAAGCCAACAGCCUCUCCAUUUCAGAUAGAAGCCUAUCUUUUCCCUUGCGUGCCAAAAUAUCACUAGUAGAGUAUACGCAAUACACAAAUCCCAUCUCCUCUGACAAACUCACUUUUAUCUGGUGCUGGAGCGUAGGUAGCAUAUGGGCUAUAUUGUCUAUAGUCACAUUUGGUUCUUUAUUCUGCAAGAAGGCCAUAGAGUAGGUUAACCUUUUUAGGUCUGUUUUCAAGCUCCUGUGUCAGUUUGGUGACACAGAGAUGGUAACUGACAAUUGGGCAGGGUUAAAUCCUAUUGAUCCCAUAAAGAUAUGUUGACAUCACCUCUUUGAACUGGCUAUAGUGUUUGAAGUGUUUAUUAAAAUAGUUCUAUGUUCACUUUAAUAAAAAAUAAAAAGCCUACGAGCAAUCUAAUUGCCCCAUGAAGGGGCUUUUGGCCACGUAAAAAAAAAAAGAAAGAAAUAGCCUCCAAGAGGUCUAAUUGCCCUAUCAUGGGGCUUUUGUGCCUAACUCAGAUACUCAGGCACACAUGUUUUUUGUCUUUCAUACUUUGGAACUUUUACAGCCUUGUCUGGGAAAUCGGUAUUUCUUCAUUAAAGGGAAUUUGUCACUUUCCAGGAGAUGUAAUAUUAAGUUUACUUAUCCAUCCUUAUAUUUAUUAAAUAUGUUUGUGAUGUGUGGGUAAAAUAGAAAAAAAACUGUAAAAAUCCAUUGUUACCUGGGCACCUCCAUCUUAGCUCCCUGCUAAUCAUUAUUGUAAGCUCUGUCCUCUGCACAUGUCGAUUAGCAUACAGAGAGCAUACACAUAUUUUAUUCAGUAGUGUACUUUCUAAAAAAGUCCCCAUUAAGAGGGUUGACACGACAGUAUGUAUAGUGCAUGGCUGCAUUUGAUCUGCACUCUAUAUGGGAUGCUGAUAUAGUUGUGUUUGUGUAUGCAUGGUUAUAAAAGACUUUGGUCACUUAUUAAAUCUAACAUUUGUCUUUCAGGUGUUUCAGAGUUUGGAAGACCAUCACCUGGAGGUGGUUUCCUUCUUCCGUGAGAAUGGCUUCCACGGUCUCAUUGCUCAUGACUCUGAGUAUGCUCUGUGCAACAUUCCAUCUUACUACAGCUCCCAUGCACUAAAACUCAGCUGGAAUGGGAAGAAUCUUACCACCAAUCAGUUUCUCAUGCAGGAGGUAGCCAAGCAGCUGGGACUGAAGAUGAGCAACUUCCCCAUAUUUGCCGCCCUUUUGGGUAAGAAUUCCUUGUUGGCUGAUGAAUGGAAUGCCAGCAGUAUUCACAGUACAAACUUAUAAAAGGAACUUUGCCAUAUAGUCAGAGAAAUUUAAAGCGGCACUGUCAUGGCAGAAUCCAAUUUUUUUUUUAAACCCCCCCUCCCGACUCCACUACAUCUAACUGACCUCCUAAGCCCCCCAUAUUAUAUUAUUAUUUUUUAUUCUUUAUUUUCUGCCCCGAUCUAUAUUCAGGGCGCCGCCAUCUUUGUGUGGGUAGAGGAAGUCCCUGUGGGACACGUCAUCUGCCCACACUAGAUAGACUGUGAGAUUACCGAGAAACCUACUAUCCGGCCCCCACCCACCUAAAUAACAAUAAGAGGGGUGGACCUACUGUCCUCCCCCCAGGCCCCCACCCCUGAGUGGUGGGUGGGGGCCCUAAAAAACAAUAAGGGGGGGACCUACUGUCCUCCCCCGGCCCCCACCCCUGCGCGGCGGGUGGAGGCCCUAAAUAAGGAUAAGGGGGGUGGGGGGACCCUAAAAAAAACAAUAAGGGGGGGACGGGACUUACUGUCCUCCCCCCUCGGUCCCCACCCCUGAGCGGUGGGUGGGGGCCCUAUAUAAGAAUGGUGGGGGGGACCUACUGUCUUCCCGCCCUGGCCCACACCCCUGAGCGGUGGGUGGGGGCCCUAUAUAAGAAUGGUGGGGGGACAACCUACUGUCCUAGCCCCAACCCCUGAGCGGGGCCCUAUAUAAGAAUAGUGGGGGAGGGACCUACUGUCCUCUCCCAUGGCCCCUACCCCUGAGUGGUGGGUAGGGGCCCUCUUUAAGAAUGGUGUGGGGGGGGACCUACUGUCUUCACCCUGUGGCCCCCACCCAUGAGCGGUGGGUGGGGGCCCUAUAUAAGAAUGGUGGGGGGGGGAUGACCUACCGUCCUCCUCCCCCUAGCCCCCACCCCUGAGCGGUGGGUGGGGGCCCUAUAUAAGAAUGGUGGGGGACACACCUACUGUCCUCCCCCCCCCAAAUAAAACUAUCCCCUACCUACCCCCCUCACCCUAAAAAUAGUGAGGGGGGAAUAAAAUAACUAACCUGUAAAGAAAAAUUACACUUAUCAUUUGACGGUUAGGUUUUGUUUUGUUUUUUAACAGUGUUUACUAGACAUGUCCCUACUUGCGGUAUAGCGAGUAGGGGCAGAUCAUUUACUAAUACUAAGUAAUCUUUACGUAGUAUUAGUAAAUUUGGCUGAAAGACCAAUUUAGGUCUUUCAGCCUUUUGGAAGAUAACUCCCUGAUACCAUGGGAAUUAGGGAGUUAUCUACUAAGCGGCUGCAAGAUUCAUUCGCAUGAAAUUCCGAUACAAAGUGCCGAGUUGAGUUCUAAAAGAAACGGACAUACUGUUCUCAUUCAGUUAGAACGCAAUUCUGCAGUUUCAUCUAAAAUGACAGGAAGCAUCGCGAGAUCACAGAGGAAAGGUAAGAAUUAUGGGAAAAUUGCUCUGACCAGCGGAAAUGAAGCACACUUUGCUUCUUAGCUGAUCAAGCGGAGGAAAACUCCAUAAGGCAAAGAGUCACUACUUUGUCUUAUGAUUUUAAAGAAAACUAAAGAAGACCGGAAGAAAAGAAGAACAGAUCCUGAGAGAGGGGGAGAAGAGGAAGAGAUUGAGGAAAGGUAAGUUCGGCAUGACAGUGCCGCUUUAAUGGGACAGUUUGUGCACCAUAACAACUUUAUCUAAAUGAUUUUUUUUAUGGUGCCAGGAAGCCACUGGCUGCACUUUUAUCAUCAGGGAUUAAACUGUUCUUGGAACGGUUUAACCCAAAAAUGAGCCUCCUCAGGUCCACCUGAAUCUCCGUUUCAGGAAGCGCUGAGUGCCGUUAGGCAGGGAUCAGCUGACGCUCUCAGCUAAUCAGUAACUCCCCAUUCAUAAGACUGGCUUGAAAAGGAAGGUACCUUCAUUUAUUUAUUAAUUUUUUCUUCAGAGAACGGUUUAACUCCUUAAGGUAAGAGAGCACCCAGGGGGGCCUCCUGAAACCAUAACAACUUCAUUUAGGGGAAGUAGUUUUUAAGAUAAGGUAAUUUUAAACAACCAGAUAUAUUAUAUGCAUUAAGCAUAAGAUGUGUGAAAACACAGUGGGAUCAUGAUUGGGAACUCUGUCACUGAUUGACAUGUGUGUAGGCCAUAGCUCUGUUCUUACAGAAAAUGGCCUUUUAUCCAACCCACUCCCUGGCCAUCAUCUCCCUAAAUUGUUGAUCCUCUCACCAUUUUUGUUACUGUGAUCUCACCUGCCCUACUCUGCACGAACAGGAAGGGCAACUAGCUAUGCAAUACUUCCAGCAUACAAGAUAUAAAUCAUCUCCUGAUGCCUGGUUGCUUAGCAGAGGAAAGUUUUGUUUAGAAAUUUGUAACCUUUUCAUUAAGGAAGAUUAUUAAUCUGUUCACACAUUUGUAACUUUUCCUCUACUAAGAAUGGUUUUAUUUCAUUCACCCCCACCCUCUCCCUUUUUCUAAAGGCAUAUUCAUAUGAGCAGUGGGUAUGGGACAUUUCAAAUAAAACAUUUUCAAAAUUAUAGUAGAACUAACUAAAUUGUGUGUAUUGUAUUCUGUAAUUAUGUGUGUUAACCCCUUAGGGACCGAGGACGGUUCAGGACCGUCAUCGGCAUUUUUGUCUUGAGGACCGAUGACGGUCCUGAACCGUCCUAACGGUCAGAGCUACUUACCUGAUCGCCGUCGUUCCCCGGGCGGCGAUCAGCGUGGCUCCGGUUGUGGGGAGACUGCCUGCAGCCCAGACAGUCUCCCCACGGCAGAUUAGGACCCCUGUGACCAUGUGAUCGCUUAACACAGCGAUCACAUGGUCACAAUAGGUGUCCAUGUGUCUGCCUGCAGGGGGACUGUCUGUGCUGACAGGCAGUCUCCCUGCUAGUGUAAAAUCAAUUUAAAAAAUAAAGUUAGUGUUAAUAAAAAUAAAAAAAAAAUUAUAUAUGUGUAUAUAUGAUAUAUAGACAUAUAUUAUAUCUAUAUAAUAUAUGUCUAUAUAUCAUAUAUAAUGCCAUACUAAGUGUAUUUUUAUAUUAAUAUGUACUUAUAUUAAUAUAAAAAUACACUUAUAAUUAAAUUACACACGUAUAUAUAUAAUAUAUAUAAUAACUAUACAUAUUGUAUAUAUAUAUAUUAUUAUAAAAUAUAAAUAAUAAGUAAUUUAAAUUAAAUAAAAUUUUUUUUAAAUAAUAAUAAAAAAAUUUAAGAAAAUUAUAUAGCUAUAUGAAAUUUUAUUCUAACUGUAUUUUAAAAUUAAUAUAUAUAUAUUUAUAUCAAAAUACACUUAGAAUGAAUUUGUAUAUAUAUAUCUAUGUAUAUAAAAAUAAAUAAAAAUAAUAAGAAAUAUACAUAUGUCCAUAUACAAAAUUACAUAAAUAAUUAUAUAAAUAUACACGUAGACUUCAAAUAUAUAAAUAUGCAUAUAUAUUUAAAUUCUACGUGCGUAUUUAUGUAAUAUUUUUACAUAAUUCAGUAAUUUUAUUGAUUGCAAUUUGAGGGACCUGCCUGCCAACCCAGGCCGAAAUUCCAGAGAAUUUAAUUUGCUAGCACUGUAUUUUACCCUGUAACGUUCUACGACACCCUAAAACCUGUACAUGGGGGGUACUGUUUUACUCGGGAGACUUCGCUGAACACAAAUAUUAGUGAUUCAAAACAGUAAAACAUAUCACAGUGAUGAUAUUGUCAGUGAAAGUUACUUUUUUUGCAUUUUUCACACACAAACAGCACUUUUACUGAUGAUAUAAUUGUUGUGAUACGUUUUCCAGUUUUUAAACACUAAUAUUUGUGUUCAGCGAUGUCUCCCGAGUAAAACAGUACCCCCCAUGUACAGGUUUUAUAGCAUUUUUGAAAGUUACAAGGUCAAAUAUAUGGGUCAAAUAUUUUUACAUUGAAAAUGGCCAGGUUGGUUACGUUGCCUUUGAGAGCGUAUGGUAGCCCAGGAAUGAGAAUUACCCCAUGAUGGCAUACCAUUUGCAAAAGAAGACAACCCAAGGUAUUGCAAAUGGGGUAUGUCCAGUCUUUUUUAGUAACCACUUGGUCACAAACACUGGCCAAAAUUAGCGUUCAAUUUAGUUUUUUUACUUUUUUCACACACAAACAAAUAUGAAUGCUUACUUUGGCCAGUGUUUUCGACUAAGUGGCUACUAAAAAAGACUGGACAUACCCCAUAUUGAAUACCCUGGGUUGUCUACUUUAAAAAAAAUAUGUACAUGUGGGGUGUUAUUCAGAGAUUUAUGACAGAUAAUAGUGUUACAAUGUCACUAUUGAUAAAUUUUAAAAAUGUAUGUUUUGAAACCGCAAUAUCCUACUUGUACCUAUAGCCCUAUAACAUGCAAAAAAAAGCAAAAAAGCACGUAAACACUAGGUAUUUUUAAACUCAGGACAAAAUUUUGAAUCUAUUUAGCAGUUUUUUUCAUUCGCUUUUGUAGAUGAGUAAAAGAUUUUUCAAGUAAAAGUCAAAAAACAUGUAUUUUUUUCAAUUUUUCAUCAGAUUUUUGUAUUUUUUUUAAAUUAAAAUACAUGAGAUUAUAUAAAUAAUGGUAUGUAAAGAAAGCCCCUUUUGUCCUGAAAAAAACAAUAUAUAAUUUGUAUGGGAACAGUAAAUGAGAAAGCGGAAAAUUACAGCCAAACACAAACACCACAAAAGUGUAAAAAUAUGCCUGGUCGCAAAUGUACAACAUCGCAAAAACAGUCCAGUCCUUAAGGGGUUAAGGUCUCAAUUUGUUCUUCUGGUGCUUUAAUCUGCACGUCACACAUCAGCCUUAAUACAGUUCUCCAUGGCGAGCUGUAAAUAAUAGGUUUCUGUAAUAUCAUUAGUUAUCCAGCCAAGGCCCGUCCAAAUCCAAUCCUCUUGCGUGAUCACUAAAGCAGGGCUUUCAAGGUAAUAAUAUCUUCACUCAUAAGGUCUAUGAUGCAUCAAGUUAAUUAUGUGCUAAUGAGAUCCUUUAAUUCAGAUAUAUAUCCAUUCUGCAAUUUCCGUUACUGACUUAAAUUCACAGCCUGUACAAUUAAGGUGUUGAUUUUAAAUGACUCAUAAAGUAAAAUUUAAAUGACCAGAGCACCUCUUAGCCUUCUCUUUCAUUAGAGAGGAGGAAUAAAUAUAAAUUUUUAUAAAGACAAAAUGAGGUCCGCCAAGUAGAGUUCACAAAAGUGAAUGUUUGCAAAGGUGAGAGCUAGCAUGUAUUAAUAAUGAAGAACUACUGUACUCCUAUGUCACCCUAUCAAAAAGGACGUUCACAUGAACUCCAUAAGAGAUUGGUAGGAGGCAUUACUUUAUAAAGACAGAAUCUCUGCUUUUGUAUCGGCUGUUUAGAGAGCCGCAUUGAUGUCUUCUGUUGAAAAUGGUCCCAUACUCCUAGUUAUUGUAUCCAGAAACAACAGUCCUUCAUAGGCUCUAUAUUAGUUGUAUGCUCCUACUAGACUUGAUUUAGAAAGUUUAUAUUGUAAGGGGGUUAUUCAAUAAACACCAAAUUGAAAUAAAUUGCAAAGUUCAGUCAAUCUGCUAUAGAUGCAGAUCGUCUGUAAUUGCCUGUAUUUUCCCAUUCAACGUAAUUCUCUACAGUUUGGAGUAGGGAUCGACUGAUAUUGAUUUUUUUCUUUUUUUUUUGAGCUGAUACCGAUAAUCUGUGAACUUUCAGCCCGAUAGCUGAUAACUUACCGAUAUUCUGUACAUUUACCAUUUAAAAAAAAUAAAUAGCUAUUUCUACACAAAUCUACUCUUAACUGAACAUGUUUAUUAUUUAUUUAUUUUUUUGCAAAUCUGUUUUUUAUUAAGGUAAAUGCACGAAAUAUACAUGCCAGUCAGAAUUUAUGUUUUCAAGAAUAUAUGUGUGUGUAGUGUGUAUAGUGAAUGCAGUGUGUUUGUGUAGUGUGUGUAUAGUGAAUGCAGUGUGUUUGUGUAAUGUGUAUACAGUGAAUGCAGUGUGUGUUUGUUUAGUGUGUCUAUAAUCACUGCAGAGUGUGUGUUUGUGUAGUGUGUAUAUAAUUAAUGCAGAGUGUGUGUAUAUAGUGAAUGUAGUGUGUAUAGUGAAUGCAGUGUAUUUGUGUAGUGUGUGUAUAUAAUGAAUGCAGAGUUUGUGUGUUUGUGUAGGUAUGUAAUGUGUGUAAAAUGGUGGGGUGGGGGAGGGCAUUUAUUAAAAAAUGUUUAUUUUGUUUUAGUCCCCCCUCCCUGUUUCUUACCUGGCCAGGGAGGGGGAUUUGGCAUUCCCAAGGGGGCCCACACUCCCUCCAGUUCCCCUAUCUAACUCUUGCGCCCUGUGUGGCACACGGACCGUUGCUAUGGAAACCUGUGGCAACGCUCUGGCGGCCGCGGGACUCCUGAGAGUUAGACAGGGGAGCUGAAGGGAGGUGCUGGGAAGGUAAGUAAGAGUGUGCUGAGCCCCCAGGACCCUGAUGGCGGCCCUGGUCUGCAAUAUCGGUAUCUUUAUUGGCCGAUAUCUAUAUUGCUGAAAAUACAGAAUAUCGACCGAUAAUCGGUCGAUCCUUAGUUUGGAGUUUAAUAAAAUCUCCAUUUUGUAUUGUUCAAGUGACAUUUUAUUAUUUUUUGUCUCCUUUAGGCAAUCACAUCCUCCCCGAUGAAGACCUAGCUGCAUUUCACUGGAGUUUACUGGGACCGGAUCAUCCUCUUGCUUCUUUAAAGGUAAAUAUUAUUCUAUGCUUGGAUUAUUUCACAGCUGUUAUUGGUGCAUUAAGCGUGUUUGUAUAAUAUGUGAUGGAAGCUUGGGUUGUAUAUUUAGAAAUAGUAGACGUUGUUGUUUUAGUUAUAAUGUGCUAGCACUUUCCACAAAGCAUUGCAGUGAGAGUUUACCACCUGAUCUUACUUCAACUUGAUCUGUGAUCUCUGCCCGUUUAAUCCCUGUCUGCCUUUGAUGGGUGCAUUAUAGUAUCUACUAAAGAAAAUACUGUAAUUGGUUUUAUUGCUAUAGCAGUGUGUGAGGUAUACGUACUUUAUUACCAUUGGCUGCAAAGCCAGUGUUUCAGUUGUUAUGUCAACUUCUUAGUUUUUAGAUUUUUUUAAAUUUUCUUUGAGUCUUAUAGAUACCAGCUCAGAUGCCAUCCAUUAUGGAGUUUAAUUAUUUAAACAAGCCCAGUGACAUUUUCUAAGUAAAUCACACUUUAGCAUUGUGUGUAGUGAACAGUGCACAGUAUUGCACAGGAAUUGCUAAGGUACACAGCAUGGAACAUGCAGUCGAACAUUUCCAAAAUGUGGCGCUUCUGCGCAAAUUUAUUUCAAAAUAAUAUAAAAGUGAUCCGCUCGUCCAAAGGAGUGUAAGCUGCCUCUGGCUUCCUUUGCUUGUUCAUGCUAGUCUCAUUCCUUUAUGUAUGUAUUGUUAUACAAGUAAAUGGGUAGCCCCCAGGUCCCAGUUCAUGGCUUCUGUGGAUGUUACUGGACAAGAAAGAGCUCAGUGGGGUUGCUGCAAAAGAGGGAGAUUCAUAAACAAAGUUUUUGUAGUGGUGUUUUUUAUUUUAAAUUUUUUUUUCUGUAUGGUUCAGUUAGAAGAAUAAGAACACCCAUAUACUUUAUUAGCAUCUGAAACAAUAGUGUUAAAAUUAAGAAAACAAACAGUUUGUUGUAGCAUAGCUGAAUGUUGACCAGAGAGCUUGGCCUCUGUGGUGGUGUAUGAGCUACUGGUUAAUAUAUUGUGGUUUUCCUUACUAUACAUUCUUUCUCAGGUUCGAGCUCACCAACUUGUUCUGCCACCUUGUGAUGUUGUAAUAAAAGCUGUUUCAGAAUAUGUGGGGUCCAUCAAAGAUGCCUCUAAUCUGGAUGCAGUUGGCAAAGAAAUCUUCAGGCACUCUCAGGUAAUCUGAGGUUUUCCUGUGUUUUUUUUUUUUUUUGUUAAGUUAACCUCUGAUAUAUUGCAUCUAAAGGAUAAAUUACAGUUCUUUCCAUGGAAUCCGAUUUGUACUAAAUUCUAUCUUGUUUCUAGAGCAUUUUUUUUUUAUGUUUUCCAGACAUUUAUGUAGUUUAUGCCUUAUUUUGUUGGUCAGGAAGUUGUAACUGGAAUAUGUUAAAGGACCACUAUAGACACUCAGACCACUUCAGCACAAUGAAGUGGUCUGGGUGCCAGGUCCCCCUUGUUUUAACCCUGCAGCUGUAAACAUAGCAGUUUCAGGGAAACUGCUACGUUUACAUUGAGGGUUAAUCCAGCCUCUAGUGGCUGUCUACCCAACAGCCACUAGGGGCCGCUUCCGUGAUUCUCAGUGUGAAAAUCACACUGAGAUGACGCUGACGUCCAUAGGAAAGCAUUGAGUAAUUGAGUAAGGCUCUGGCCGCGCAUGCACAUUCGGAACUGAUGUCGGCAGGGGGAGGAGAGGUCACCAGCACCGAGUGAGCCCAGCGCUGGGUUAAAGGGACACUAUAGUCACCUGAACAACUUCAGCUUAAUGAGGUUGUUCAGGUGAGAACUAUAGCUCCCUGCAGCCUUUCUCAUGUAAACACUGUAUUUUCUGAGAAAAUACAGUGUUUACAUUGAAAGCUAGGAACACCUCCAGUUGCAGUCACUGAGUGAACCAGAGGGACUUCUGAGUUGAUGGAGGCAUAAUUUGCCUCCAUCCACUCAGAUCUGCUGUGCAUGAGCAUCCUGUGAUUCAGUAUCUCCUCCCACUGCAUGCAGACACUGAACUUUCCUCAUAGAGAUUCAUUGAUUCAAUUCAUCUCUAUGAGGAUGCUGAUUGGCCAGGGCUGUGUUUGAAUCAUGCUGGUUCUGCCCCUGAUCUGCCUGUUUGUCAGUCUCAGCCAAUCCUAUGGGGAAGCAUUGUGAUUGGAUCAGGCUACCACAUGUCAGCAGACUGCUUGUUUUUCUGAGUCUAACAGCAUGCAGAUUUACAGCUUCAGGCUUGAAUACAGUAAGAUUUUUACUAUAUUUAUGGAGGCAUGAGGGGCCCAGGGGGCUAGAUGGUGGUGUUAACACUAUAUGGUCAGGAAUACAUGUUUGUGUUCCUGACCCUAUAGUGAUCCUUUAAGGUAAGUGGCUGAAGGGGUUUUAAUCACUUCAACCCAGCGGGAGGGGGGGACCUAAUAACCCUAUAGUGCCAGGAAAACUAUUUUGUUUUCCUGGGACUAUAGUGCUACUUUAAUAAUAUAUACACAUUUCAGAAUCAUUCAUAUAUAAAGAGGUAUGGUAUAGAGAUUGAAGAAGUCUUGCAUUUAAAGGGACACUCAAGCACUGAGACCACUUCUAUCAGAUGAAUUGGUUAUAAUGCUUACAUUUCCUUGGUGCCAUUCCACCAUUUUUGAAACGGUUGAACGCUAAAUGUUAACUAUUCUUCCUGCUUGGCUACUUUGACCUUAAAGUUGAAAUUAAUUUCAAUUCUCACUGUAGAUCUAGAACGAUAGAUAUGGUUAUAAUUGUAAAUGCUUGCAAGGUGGUUUGUAUGUUAUCUCAAAGAAGUGAAACUUUGUCCUCUCAAGUGGGCAUAAGCAUGCUGAGGGCUAACACUAGCAGAGAAAGGAAAAGAAAAUUAACUAACAACUAGCAUUUGUUUCCCAUGUUGAAAUUGUGUUUCCUCUGUGUAGAGAUGUGGCUGAAGCCAUGUUGUUAUUCUGAAAUCACUUUUUUGCUCUUCAGUCCAGAACAGAAGAUAAGAUUGAGCGUUUCAAGAAAGCAGUGGAAUAUUAUUCUGUGGCGACCAAGCAACGUCCACCCCAACUCAACCCAUCCCCUUUUGUUGGUGAGUGUCUUGGAUGUACAGUGCUUCAAACAUUCUGCAAGCCUGACCACGUUUUUAAGCCAUUUCUGUUAUAUGUCAUUGCCCAACUGUUACCCUGAUUAUGUUCUCCCAUGGCUUUUGGAGUAUGCAUUGACCUCAGUUGUCUUUCACAGUUGCCGGCUAUGGGCCCAGCCAGUUUGGUGUACCACCACUUCACCAUGGUCAGAUGGGAGGAAUGCCUCUUGGGAAACCCAUGGUGAGUCUUUGUUACUCUGCACAGUAAUGCAUUGAAAUUAUGGUUACCAAGUGCACUACCUGUAAAUGCUUUCUUUAAAUAUUAAUAAUAUAUCUGUGUACCAGGUUUCUUUCAGGAUCAGGGCUUUAUACAGAGGUUGCAUAUUGAAAUAUUGGGACCUGAACACUGGUUAGCACAACAUCUAGAAGGGCCCUUUGCUCAAUUACAGAUGAAGUUAGUGCAGGACUGAUGAAAAGAGAUCACAUAAACCAUACAUUACCUGAUUCUUGAAGGACAAACUAUCAGGAUUAUUCACUAAAAUGAGAAUUCAAAGUGAAUUUAAAAUUUAAGGCCAAAUAGCCGAAUUGAAAAAUUCCAGAGUGUUUCCAGUUCAGCUCCUUUGAAUUCUCAGUUUAGUGAAUAACCCUGUAAGACUGACAAACCUGAGCUGUGAUAAUGGUUAUGCCCACUAGGAGGCUCCAUAGUAAUUAUUUUGUUUUGUACGUCUUCUAGUGGUGAUUUAGGAUAUAACACCAGUCCUGUUACUAAGUCUUUGUGGUAAGAGUUUUUGUUUGAAUGAAAUUUCAUUCAUCACCUCAGGGAUUAAUUUUUACUCCUGAUGGAUUACAGUGUAAUGACAGCAAAUAUUGCCAAUGUGAUUUUCUUACAUUUCCUAGUAAUUAAGUGAUCUUCAGAUAUGGAUAAUGCUUAACACGUUGUUUGUUAUUGUAUUGUAUCAGCUAAAUGACAAUCAGAAAAAUUCUAAAACCUCUAGAAGGUCUAGCACACCUAACUAGGUUUGCCAUGUUUCCCUGGAUACACAUUACGUAUUCAUACUGGUGGCGGGAUGUGCAGUGUGCUGUGCUGUUCUAAGUGAAAGCCACAAGGUGCAGGAGGGAAAUCGAUUAUUUACAAAGGUUCUGCAAAAGAACCUCAGGUAUCAGCAUUUGUGGUCUGCACUUUUCAUGUGCUAGCCAUCAUCAGGUAAAAGUCAUAUGUGUCCACGACACAUGGUGGAUCUGGCAACCCUCCUAACGAUCUUUGAGGUAUGGAGUAUGCCACAACUGUGCUAUUUGAAUUGGCGCCUCCAUAUUGAUGCCUUGUUAAUUUGUCUUUCUGGAAUUCUUCUGUAAAUAAGUUCUUUAUUUUAUUUUUGCAUGAAUGAUUUGUCACAUUUUGGUUUGCCCACAGUGAGAUUAUUAUACUGAAAUGUUUCAAAUAAAUCACAGGUAGUUUGUUUAGAACUAUUCCUUGCCUGACUGACGUGAAUAUUAAUGCAUAAUUUGAGUUUUCUCUCUGGUCUUAAAAUAAUUCAGGCAUAGUCCGUUUUUGUAAAACUUAGGGAAGUUGCUAGCUUACAGAUUCACCUGAGCUGUAGCCCAAAGGACAACAUGAUGAGGACUCCUCUCUCCAGACAGCAGUCCUGUGUCCCUCACCCCAAAUCCUGACUCUUUUUUUUUUCUUAAAUUUAAUUUCCUUUACUCCUUUUGUGUCUCUUUAUCCACCGAUCUUCCUGAACUAACUUUGUGUUUCUGGCCGUCAGUCUUUCCUCACCCAUAUGUGUAUCCCAUCUCCCUCAACCCCUUUCGGUAUGUCUUGUACCUCACUUGUAUCCUGCUCCCUGAAGCGAUCUGCAGUUAAAAAGCAAAAAUUUUGGAGGCUCUAGUCUCUAAGGCACUACCUAAGAACACCUAUAAGUAUGUCUGGUGGAAUUUGAUCUAAAUCACAAGCAAAUUUAGCCAAAAAUAACUUUUAAGUGUCCCUAGAUGACUCAACGUCAUACCUACUCUAACUAGAUAUGUGUGUUGCAGUUGACACAGAGAAAGGAAUUUCACUGCAAAGUGGUAUAUUGCCUCUUUGGAUAAGUGUUUUUAUUUUGUAAUGUAUGUUUCCUUUAUUUAGUUUGGACACCAGAUGCAAGCAAAGCUACAGUAUCAACAUCCCUUUCCUCCAGGGCCAAAUUCUGGCUUCUUGUUUUCUACUCAUCCAUUGGGUGACCUGCAACACUUUCAUGACGAAAACCUAAUAAAAGGAGGAGCCUUCUCAGGCUGGUCCUUGCCCUAUGAUUCAUCUGCUUCCAAAUUUCCAAAUCAUCUUACUUUGAAACCCUCCCCAUCAUCUGGCCAUGAAUCUUCACCAUCUUCUUCCUCUGACGAAGAUCAGAAUGGUGCCACAUCGAAGUAAGCUGCAGAUGUAAUCUGUGUAGUUAAAAAUGUAGAUGUUUGUGGUUUGUAGAAAGGUCAGCUUACAAUUUCUGUUUUAUUAAAAUAUUGCUUUUUUCCCUCAUCUUUACUACCCAGAACCCAGAUAGUUUAUAAAAUUUACAAGACACUUUUUAUUUUUGUUUUUCCUUCACCGCCAAAACUGUGAUGUUAUCCACACCUGCAGAUACUUUUUAUGGUGUUAGGAUUGGGAUGCUUAUCUUCUGUAUGUGUUGAAAGGAAAUUAGUCCUAUAUCACACCCAGAAAUUGGUAUACUGUUUCAUUGUCCAGGGUAGCAGCACAUUGUAAAUGAUAACCUGGUUAUUUCACUGUCUUUCCCGAGUCAUGUCACAGAAAAUCGUCCGCAUAAACCUAGCUGGGAGGAAUCCUCUGGGGAGAAACAUACCCAAUCCUGGGGCCAGCAGUCCGGAUCUGGAGAUUCUAACCAAAACAUGGGACACACAGAAAACCAGAUUCCUUCUUUACUGUCCAUGGCAACUCGCAACCACAUGGAUAUUACCACACCACCUCUCCCUCCAGUGGCCCCCGAGGUCCUUCGAGUGGCAGAGCACAGACAUCGUCGGGGUCUUAUGUACCCAUAUAUCUAUCAUGUCCUUACAAAGGUGCGUACUGUCUUCCACAGGAGAUCUUAAAAAGCAACUUCAGUAAGGAGUGAGGCUGUUGAUUUACUUGCUAUUUUAUUUCUACUUUUUAAUAUUCUAUGUUGCUGCAGAGUAUAUGUUGGUACAAUAUAAUUGAUGAUAACACCAUUAAACUUAACAAUUAUCGAUGGAAAACACAGUUUAUGUAGUCAUUUUUCCUCUGAUCUCUAUUGAUGUUUCUGAAAUGGCAAAAAUUAAAAAAAUGUAUGGUGCACCACAGACACAAUUUAAACACUGCAAUUUAAGAACACUAAUGAAUUCUUCCAACCCUUCCCACUACAUUGAAUAAUAGAUCAAACACAAAUUAGGACUCCCUGCUUGAAGGUUUCUGUAUGUUUCCCUUACCAAUAUAGUAUACUCCUAUUGCUCCUACAGGGUGAGAUUAAAUUGCCAGUCUGCAUAGAAGACGAAUGCAAUGCCGAUCUCCCUCCUGCAGCAAUCCUUUUUCGACCAGCACGUCAGUAUGUGUACGGAGUCCUCUUCAGUCUUGCAGAGACUCAGAGAAGACUAGAACGGCUUGCCAUGCGGAGGCGUCUCCCUGUUGAUGGUGAGGACACCCUAACUGAAUUUUAUAAUCAUAAAAUUCAUUGACUUUUUAUGUGCUGUCUGUAGGGUUUAUCUGCAGUAUUGCUUUAAAUGUUUAAAAAAAAGAAGAAGAAGAAAGGAAUUUAUCAGUACACAUAGAAGCAAGAAUUUAUUAUUCUGUAUUUAGUCACACAAUGGCCUUUAAGACCUCUCAUAUGAAUAAAAUACAUAUCUAUAUUAUAGUCCUAUUUGCAUCAACCCCGCUCAUGCAAUUGUUUUAAUUCCAGCAUUCUCCAAUGUCCAGUUUUGGAUUAAUUCUUGCAUUAGGUCUGCAGCAUGCCUAAUCUCUCAUUGCUUCAAAGCUCUCAUAACACGUCAUGACAUUGCUUUUUAACAUAGUAAAACAUUUGACUAAUAAUGUUCACCCUCCUGACUACUAAUGUUUUCUUCCCCUUGCAAUGUUUUUUCUCUCCCUGAAAUAGACUACCAAUUACCUAGGUGUAUUGUUAUUUCUAUAGCUGUAUAGUGAUUCAAUAUUUUCCAGUACUAGAGAAUUUAACAUAGAUAUAUCUCAGCAUGCAAUGAAGUAUGCCAAAUAACUGUAUCUAUAUUAUAUGAUCUGCCUGUGGAUAAGGUAGGCUUUAAAACCAAUAUUCACUGUAAAGUAUCCACACUACUGACUAAAUUACUCGGUCAUUUUUUUUUAAUGUUAACACAUUGGCAGUCAUUCUCUUAAUUUUCUUAAAGGACCACUAUAGUGUCAGGAAAACAAACUUGUUUUCCUGACACUAUAUAGUCCUCAGGGCCCCCCUUCAGCCACUUACCUUUAUCUAGCGCUGGGCUCCCUCGGCGCUGGUGACCUCUUCUCCCUCUCCGAGGUCAGCUCCCGAGUGGAGCCGAAUGCAAAUGCGCGGCCAGAGACGCGGGCAUUGAAAUCACCCAUAGGAAAGCAUGAACGUUCUGCCUGCUCAAUGCAAUUUUCGCAUUCAGCGUCGGGGAACCGCCUCUACCGCCUGUCAGGAAGACAGCCACUAGAGGUUUAUCUGAAACUGCUAUGUUUACAGCUGCAGGGUUAAAACCUGGGGACCUAGCACCUAGACCACUUCAUUGAGCUGAAGUGGUCUGGGUGCCUGUAGUGGUCCUUAAAUUAUGUUUGGCAUUGAAUACUUUCUGUACUGUCUCUAGCUUGCUCUCAGUAAAUCCUGUGUUGUGUUAAGCUGCAUUAUGCAGAGCGUAAUCUUCCUAAUGGUAUUUUUGUCCGGGACAAGCUGUGGGCCAUGCACUGUUAAGCUGCCUUCGUUAUCUUUCUGUUGGUUUUGAAUUUCAUGUUUUACUUUUUUCACACCCAGUUCUUCAAAGAAUACAUAAGUGGAAAUGUUCUGUUAGAAUAAACUGGUGCUUUGGCGGUGUUUUUCUCUCUAUCAUACUUUUACUUUUUUGGUAGUUAAUGCCAUAAUUUGGAUGGAGCUUCUCUUUCCUAAAAAUAACCUAAAUAAAGGGACACACAUAGCUUCUAUAUUUCAGUGACUGCAAAGUUAUAAAACAUUUGGCUAUCAUUAUUACAUCUUAACAUAACUGAUAUUUUUCAAUUAUUACCUAAGAUUAUGUAAAUGCUUACUCAUACGACCAAGGUAAAGCUGAAAACAAAUCUGUAUUCUUAAUACUAUAGUGUCCCUGUCUCCAAUUUAAUAGGUCCCCCACCCCACCUCAUAGCAUGAAACGGGUUAAAAAAACUUUUUACAGUUACGUCUUCUCAUUGUCGUGGUUUCCUCGGUGCUGGCUAGUUCUUCUUCUCACGCAACGUGCAGUGCAUGCAUUCCGUAUGGGGAAUUUGAAAACGUUAAACAUCCUUAUACAAAGCGCAACGAUGUCCAAUAUUUCACAGAGUAAAACUGUGGAAACACUUUAAGCGUCUGUUUGGAAGACAGCCUCUAGAGGUGGACUUUACCCUGCAAUGUAAACAGCUCUGAAACUGCAAUUUUAUACAUUGCAGGGCUAAAGGGAUUCUCUAGUGCCAGGAAAACAAACAGUGUCGCACAUCCCACAUUGCUGAAGGGGUUAAAACCCCUUCAGUCACUUACCUGAAUCCAGCGCUGAUGUCUCUCGGUGCUGGGUCAGGUUUUGCCCGCCGACGUCAGCAUACUGGGUGCCUACAGUAUCCCUUUAAGGGGACAGGCAUUGUUCAUUGAGAUUAAGUGGUCUGGGUGCCUAUAGUUUCCCUUUAAAAUAUGUGUCUUAAUAUUAUCCCCCAGUUGUAGCUGUGUGAUAGCUUAAUUUAUUAAUGAUGCUUGAACUAUUAGUGGAAAAACUUUGCCUACAUUGCUGCCUUAACCUGUCCUCAAGCUGCCAUAAAGCCAAGUUACUUUAGUAACAAGCUUUAAAAAAAAAAAAAAAAGCUGUUCCUAAAUACUCUGGUUAGUUAUUAAACUGAUUUAGGAGUUGCCACACUAGAACUGCAGAUUUAGGAUGUGGUAGAUUAGAAAGGGAUGGAUGACCACAGGAUACUUAUCCUGAUAUAUAAAUAAUAUUUAAUACAACUUAUUAAAAGCAUAUAAGGCAUGCUCCUUGUCAUAGUGACUAGUCCUCCACAGUUAAUCAGCUGUCAGUUCGGUGCGUGAAUUUCCUUCUUUAAUGCCGCCCCGUUAGUUACCUUUUCUUUUGUUGCAGAUGAUUGCUUAGAUAGGGCUGUCACGGGAGAUGGGACUCCUUGUACAUGUUCCCUUAUUUGGAUUUUGUUUUGGAUUUUGUUUCAUCUAUCACCCUGCAUUCAAAUUUAAUCACUACCAAAUAAUUGUUUCCUUGUGUUCAGCUAUCCAUUCCCUUUUGUUCGGUUACCAAACAGACUAUGUGUGGGUCCCCCUUGUUAACCCCUCACAAUCACCGACCACCCCUGGCCGUUAACAACAAACAAACAAUCACCUCAAGUGCUUCCCUGGGUGGCCGCCAUUCGCAUAUACGAACACACGUGCUAUCAGGACUGGCGGCCAUCUUGUCUCCCGAACGUAGGCCGCGGUUCAUGGUUGUCGACGGCAUGGAUCUCUGAGUUGGCUACGCAAGUUUGUGAACCCCGCUGAAACUUGUACCCCCGUCCGUUCGACUUCCUGACCAGCUAGGAGAUCGGCGUUCAGGAGUAAGAAAAUACUGAACAAGGGAAGCAUUAAUUUCUUAAAAGCCAGGGGCUGCGUCCUUUCGGUGUAUGCACAGGGACCCCCAAAAGUCGACCGGCCAGCCUGACCAAUUUGGUCAGGUCAAAACUUUGUGCGAACCCAACUCUUGUUCUACAGAACGGAUCUGAGCGCUUUUUGGAUGUGUUGUGCGCUCAGAUCGGGGCUAUUCUGGAAUACAGUUUUUGUGGGGUUCCUGUACUGUUUUGUAUUUUUGUGAUAUGUACACAUUGUAUGUAAGUUUUCCUAUUUGAGAGAUAAUUGUUAUCUUAAUUAGAGCUCAAUUAUCUCUCAAACACAAUGGCUUGUGGGAAGGAAACCCCUGUGAUAUUGUCUUCGAUAUAUAUAUUCGAUAUAUGUGAUAUAAACUCCAUGCUAGGGACACUGUAUAAAAAGCAGAAUGUGGCCUAUUAAAGUCAGAUUGCUUCUUCUACCCAGUACGACUGGUUGCGUCCAUUAUAUUGGGGGAAAUGCUACACAACGAUAAUAUUACCAUAUUCAGCACAUCUGAAAUUAUGACUAGUGGAGAAUUGAAGGACUAACAGCAAUAGACUAGCGACAAGGGCAUAGCUAGUCAGGUGUAUUUAGGUAAUGAUAUAUACUCCUUUAACGUUAAUCCGUAUCUUCUUUUUUUUCUGUCUCAGUGCCACCAGUGAUUAUUAAAGAAUGGUCAGCAUACAAGGGGAAGUCUCCUCAGACUCCAGAGCUGGUGUCGGCUUUGACGUUCCGAGAGUGGACUUGCCCAAACCUGAAGAAGCUGUGGCUCGGCAAAGCUGUAGAAGACAAGAAUCGUAGGAUGAGAGCAUUCCUGGCCUGCAUGAAGUCAGACACUCCCAGCAUGCUUAAUCCUGCAAAUGUUCCCACUCACCUCCUCCUGAUGUGCUGUGUGCUGCGGUGAGAAACAGUUUAUUCUACUCUUCAUGUGAGCAGCAUUUAGGCUCCACUGAAUGGGGAAGAGUCAAUGCCCAUGUUUCUUUUGUUGCAGGUACAUGAUGCAGUGGCCUGGAGGAAGGAUAUUACUCAGGCAUGAGCUGGACGCUUUCUUGGCACAAGCUGUAUCUGCACAGCUGUAUGAGCCAGAUCAGCUACAGGAGCUCAAGGUAAGAACACAAUAUUAAUGCAAAUCUAUAUGUAUUUCACAUGAAAGAGUUUACCAAUCAGUAUCAAUACAUUAAAAAAAUGAAUAGCAGUUGAAAAUGGGAAUAUGAAACUGCAGAAUGUUUCAGCAAGAGCAUAUUUUUUUAUUAUUAUUUUUUCCCCCCCAUUGGGCAGAUUGAGAAGUUGGAUGCCCGAGGUGUACAGCUUGCAGCUCUUUUCAUGAGUGGGGUGGACACUGCACUUUUUGCCAACGAUGCCUGCGGCCAGCCAGUUCCUUGGGAGCACUGUUGCCCCUGGAUCUACUUUGAUGGAAAGUUAUUUCAGAGCAAGCUGAUCAAAGCGGGACGGGAAAAAGCUCCUUUGAUUGAACUGUGUGAUGGCCAGGUAAGAAUUCACAAAUAAAAUAAAGGUUUAGAAGGGAAAAGAUGUGGGGGAAGUAAAGGCAUGUAUACGGAUGGAUAGAGAACCUGAAUAAGGGAAGGAACAUCUGAAACAGCAUUGUUCAAUAUAAGUAUCCUCCACAAAGAUUUUUACAAGUCUCUUGUGUUUAUGUUCCAACAGAUUAUAUUCACUGUGUUGAUUAGCCUUAUCGAUUACCACAUGUGUCGUUUCCUAUAAGUUUGCUGAUGUGUCUUCAGUAAAUGCACAAUUAUUGUUUGUUCCCUUUGGGUCCUCCGUAUAAUCUGUGUAUAGAGUGGUUGGGAAAUUACAUGUGUUCAAAUCGCAAUUGAUUACCAUUUUGCUUUACCCAGGGAGAGCAGGCAGCCAAAGUGGAGAAGAUGAGACAGAGCAUUCUUGAGGGGAUCAAUCUAAAUCGUCAGCCACCUCCUCCUCUUUUGCCUCCUCCACCAUUCAUGCCCCCUAUGAUGCCACCAUUUUACCCUGUGUCACUGUAUCCAAGAGCCAUGGGUUCAAUGCCCCCACCGCCACCCGGUAGGAACAGAGGGUUUUCAGGUGUGUGUUGUGCUUUUUCUUUUUUUCUGUACUACGUUUGCACAUCACUCUGCUUUCCGCCACUGAUUGUGUUUUUGAUUUGCCACAGGAGUCCAUCCCAUUCCUCCACAGGGAGGCAAGCUAGAAAUAGCUGGCAUGGUGGUAGGCCAGUGGGCUGGUAGUAAACCUUCCCGUGGUCGAGGAGCCUUUGGCAUGCAGGUUGUGUCUGUUGGUGGCCCAGGAAAAGGGUAAGUGAGAAAUCAUUUUGGAAAAAUCUUUUAUGAGUAUAAAGUUGCCACAGGAGGUGUCUACUGUUAAAAAAAAAUAGAACUUCUCAUAUUGACAAUUUUUAAUAAUCAUAUUUAAUGUGAAGUAUAAUAUUCUUUGUCAUUAUUUUAGAUUCUGGUGUAUUUAUUUGCAGAUCUAUAAUUGAGAAUAAAAUAAAUAUGAUGAUAAAACUUAGAUGUCACUCUAACCUUUUUAUCUUUGUUUUUCUUUUUCUUUUUUUCUUCAAGUCGUGGAAGAGACCCUUCAAACAAAGUAACAAAAAAUAACAAGAAGGUGAACAAGCAGGUAUGGAGUGAAGAUUUAGAUAUCUAUAGAGAAUUGUGCUACUAAAAACCAUUUCAAUCUAUCAGGGAUAAAAGGUGUUUUUCAGAUUAAUAGCCCAAGUAGUUGAAAGGAAAAUAAAUGGCUCUGGGCACCUUAAAAAAUGUAAUCAAAAUCAAGUUGUUAUGGUACCAUGAGGUCCCUUGCGCUUAGUUACCCAUAGAGGUUCAGCCAUUUGCAAUAGGUUUAACGUCAAGGUUGGCUCUCCUGUCCGCUUCUCACUGUCUCAAUCGACAUGUGAUUUCUGAAAUUCAGCUACAGGAAGCACUGACGUCCACUUGCUGGUGUGCCGCUGGUUGGCUUAGAGCAGGCAGCUAUGCUGUGAGCAAGUCAGUAGCUCCCCAUUCAUUUAAAAAAAAAAAAAAGUAUGUAACUUUUCUUUUUUUUUUAAUGUAUUUUUUAAAUCCAGUUGCGCUGCAGGUCCAGCGUGAAAUUUAUUUUGGUUGGCCAUGUUUCCUUUUAAAUUUCUUUGUGUAGCAGUUUAGGCUUUUUGUAAAGAAGGCAGAAUAUGGCUUUAUUAUCCACAAUCUCAAUUAACUGAUCCUUGUAUUUCUUCUUUCUUCCAGGGCUCAACAGACAGUCGUAGUCCUUCCCAUGUAAAUGGGACCAGUGGAAGCAACGCCCCAGAGGAAGAACAGAGUCCUCAAACCAUAGCAUGUGCCUUAUCCAGAGAUUGCAGUGACCCUUGUAACAACAGCUCCCCUCACUUCACCGGUAUAACCAGUGAAAGCAGCGACACCUGCCGUGAUGAGAAGCUAGGGCCCACAGCCCUUCAAAAGGAAGAAUGAGCAACACAGGGACAGAAUAGGCAAGCGUUGGAGGAGAAGGAGGAGUGUGAUGGAGUGACAGAUGGAAAAACUGUGACCAUUUUAGCUUGUGAAGAUGUUGAUAAUCCAAGGACUUCUUAAUUUAUGAGGUACUGUGGAUUAUCAGGCCCCUUACCUCUCCAGUACCAGAGCGAUCUGUAAUCUCUGGUAUUCCCUGCAGUGCAGGAAGACCUGGCACUGGAAAGGAUAACUUAUGACAAACCCACAUUUGACACAUGCUACUCGUGCCGCACUUUUAGUACCUACCACUCAUGGUCCUGCGGAAAGGAGCACAGUAUGUCUUGGACAUACUAAAUGGCUGCUAAUUUCUCCAAGUUUGGGAAGCAUAAGCUAUAAUUCAUUUUCCGAUAGUGGCCAUGAUGUGACUUGAUAUGCAACAGACUCGGAUUUGUAUCUUCAAACUGGGUUUUAUAGCAUCUCUUACACUUUCAUUGGGAAACUGUGCAUUGCUCUGUUACGUAGUAAGCAUGAUGCUGUGAUCGUCACCCUUUCUAUUCAAAAUGGAGACAGCUGUCAGUAUUAAUCAAACAGGCACUUGUCAAUCAAAUUGUAGCCGGGAUUUGUAAAUCUUGACUUAAAAUCCUAUAGGAAAGUGCCGUGUCUUCUUUGCACUCCCCCUUCUCCAGCCUCUAAUUACGGGGGGAAAAAUACGCUUCUGCCUAAAAAUAUGAUCCUGUAGAUAAAAUCGAACUUUUUUUCUGAAUUUUAUUAAUAUUAUUUUUUAUAUGUAUAUAGAUAUAUAUAUAAAUAUGGCCUUUGUACAAAGGGGAAUUUCAGGAAAGAGACUGUCAUGGGCAGAUUUUUCCUGCCUUCAUAUAAGGUCAAGCCUGUGUUAUGCUGGGUCAUUUCAUCUGUGAUGCAGGUCAGAGUUUGAGGGUCAAAGGUUAAUUUGUUGAAGGAAGCAACCACCCUCUCUUGAUGAAAAGAAAAGAAAAAAGCGUCUAUUGAGCAUUAAAUACUAUUUUAGCAAUGCCUAAUGAUUCUACAGUUUGUAGAAUGAUGGUGAAUAGCACCUGAAUAAAAACAAACAAUCAGGCAGAUUUGUCACUAUCUAUUGACUGGUAGAGUUCGUUGAAUACUGCCAAAAGAACCUUUAGAAAUUUGGUGAUGUGUAUUUAGUGUCAUUUCUGUAUGAAUGCUAAAAGGAGUUAGAAGGUUGUGAUCCUAUACAGCAUCUUUUACCCAUAAACUGUUGGAGAUAUCAAUGUAUUGCUAUGCAAUUCUUUGUUGAGAGCUCUGACAGAGAAAGGGCUUGUCCUUAUCUUUGACCUGUGUGCGUGAGUGCGUGGGCAGGGGGUUAGCAAUGACACACUGCUUGUUGACAAAGGGGUUAAUCUCCUUUUGUUUUGGUGAAGGUGUAAUGUGAAUGAAUGUAUGUGAUGCAUAAUGUGUUUAUCUCUUGGCAAAUGCUACAGAUGAACACUUGCAAAAAUACGUAUCCAGAGCUUGUCUGCUUAGACAUGCUGUGUAUAUUGUGAAUAUACAUACGUUUGUGCACAGACUUUAUGUACAGAGAGAGGCAGAGAGAGAUCUAUUUAUGUAACCUAUAAAUAUAUAUUUAGGCAAAUCCACAUCUGCAUCCUGAGCAGGACCAGUAUUCCUCGGGAACGCUGCCGCUGCUUUGGGGGGGGUUUGUGGUUAUUCAGAACUGUUUACUCCAGACGUGUAAUUCUUUUAAGAACAGGAGAGAGCAGAUUUGGCUCUUGUGUCCAGCGCUUCAAUCGGAAACCUCGCUUGACGCUCACCUCUCCAAAAUGAACUAAAACUGCAUUAUUAUUUUUUUCUUUUUUCUACAUUGGCAUAAAAUGCACCCAUGGAUUUUACUCUGAAGGGUUUACAGUGUGUUGCUUUGCAUCUUCCAAUGCAAACGUAGGAAGCAAUCCAUUAUUUUUUUUUUUCUUCUUCACACUUGCUAAACAAUCGCACUGAAGCUAGCUCUGAUGAGGUCUGUUUUUAUAAACAAAAAAAAAAACACAUCUUGGGACACAAAUACUGCCAGGAAACCUGCCUUCAGCUGAUCCUAGGGAUUGUUUGAUCGGAGAUCAUUUUAUUUGACAUACAUUUACUUUUCCUACAUAGCAUCUGAACUUUUUUGUGCAGCACUCUGGAAUACUAUGAAAUGUUGUGGAAGUUCAGAUAAGCAGCUAUAUAGACCAAUGUAUUUUUUGCAGCAACUGUCUUUGCUCCCAAAUAGGCAAGGGGCAACCAAUUAUUUUUUAGUUUUUUUUCUUAAAGUGAAUUGCGAUAACAUGUUUGUCACAAUUUAAUCAAUUACUGCAUGGCGCUUUCAUACCUCUUUCUUAGGCAUUCUUGAGCUUUUUUACCUCCUAGUAUUUCUGGUAGCUUCCAAAAAGUUUCUGGUUUAUUUACGUGAGCUUUUUGAUGCUUGCAUAUAUCCCCUCUGGACUAAAACAGCAACUUAAGUUUUAAAAGAAGUAGGUUCAUGCCAACGUUAAUACUGUCACACAUUUGAUCACAAGAACUAAGUCUCUGAGCAGUUCCUAUAAAAUAGAUACCAACAUGACAUGAUCUUUUUUCGUUUGGUUUAGAUCAAUACCCUAACGGUUUGUGAGCAAAUCCUGUUGGGUGUUUAAAGAUGACAGUACAGGACUAUUGAUGACCUAAAUAGCACUUUUCAUUAUUCGAGAACCCUUUGGCUAUAAUAAAUUAAGCACCUACCUGACACCAGACUUGCUGUGAAAUUUAACACAACCAAUCCAAGGCUUUCCAUAUUAAGAGGUGCUGUAGAUAUCCUUCUAUUUCCUGUUUUAUAUGCAGUUUGCUCACAGGAAGUCUUCUGACAAUCUAGUUUCAAAACAAAAGCAUAUUGUGUCAGGUAUCGUCCCCUUAUUUUGGGGGCAUAUAUAGUGCCUCCUUUCUGUUCAAGCUAAGUUUUUGAGACUUAACCUGUCUAUUAAGGGGUCAUGCAAGUUUUUAUUUUUCUGAUCCUCAGGUUAUGUUACGAUUGAGGUCCUUUCUAUGUUCUGUGGUGUCUGAUGGCAUCAUGUAAUUGGCAUCUGUUCGUAUCAUAGUACAUCAAAUGUGUGAAUUUCCCCCCUCUACCAGAGCUUGAAGGCAUGUUCCUUUAACCUUUUAACCAUCUGUGCAUCCUACUAGUAUUGUAGACACCUAAUGCUCUCGCAGAGGUAAACGAUGUGGGCCAUGUGAGAUGCAGUAAUAUUAUUAUAAAAAAGACGAAAAAAGUAUCUGCUUCAGAGUACCAAUAACAUUUUCUGUAGCUUAGUGCAUAGUACAAAUGAGAAAAUAUACUAUUUUGGAUGUCAGAUUUAUUUAUUUGGUCAGAAUAAAAAAACAACAUGCUGCCAGUUAUUGCUUUUAUCCAAGCUUUUUAUUUUAUUUUUUGGUUUUCCCUGGGGUUAACUAUUUAUCAUCUUCCUUCCAUUCAGUAUGUCCUCAGCAGGUGUCUCCAGUUUGGAGCUGACUCCAUGUGCUUUUUUGCAGUGUCAUGGCUUUAAAAACAGCCCCUUUACAUUGCGUUUUUCUUUCUUUUUUUUUUUCCCCUCUUUAAAAGAAGGGAGGUCUAAAAUACAACAGCCAUCUGAAUCAGUGUUAAGAGAUAUUGUUCAACAACAUAAUCCGGUUCUGGCAUCAUUGUGUUCCCAGUUUGUGUUUCAUGGACUGUCUUGGGAGCCAAGUGCAAGCCUUUCUCUACUGAUGUUGGCGUCAAAUAAUGCCGUGCUGCUGGGACCUCUUCCUUUAAGCAUCGAUAUCAGACUUCUCCUGGGAACAGUCAUCCCAGGAAACGGGACAUAAAUCCCUCUGCUUAUUCAGUAACUCAACUUUGCCACGGAAUGGACUUGAGUUCUACCAAGUUGGAGAAUUCCUUGUCGUGGCUUCUGACUGUGCGUAUUUCCCACAGUCACUGUGGCUUUUAAGGGCACAGCAAUAUUGUUAAUGAUGGGGGAACCUAUCCUGAUAUUUCACAGGGGAAUACAACAAAACAGUUCCCAUACAAGUUGUCAACUUGUUAUACUUUUUUAGUAUAAUCUUUUUUUUUUUUUUUUUCAAGCCAUUACAACUUUACACUUAUAUUUUAAUUAUAUUUUGUAACUGGAUUUCACAAUUAAGACUAAUUUUAAUCACACAAAAAACAUCCACUUAAUUAUCCACCAUUAAUUGCUGUCUUGAUUUUUGGAUAUAUGAAAAAAAAACACACCUUUUUAUAUGUAAAAGUAUCUUUUGCUUUAUGUUUGAUACACAUUAUAUACCUGGUGAGACUGUAUACCAUCAAUUCAUUUUUUUUCUCACCAAGACAAGUUAAACUGUUCACUAACUAUAUGUUCUAGUUUUCAAUUAAGGUUACAGCUAAUCUCAUUUGUAACGUGUUUGUAACAGAGUGAACGAUACCUUUUGGCAGUCUCGCUGCUGCUGCUGCUGCUGCUGAGUACAUUUCUUGUGAUCCUCAGCCAGCAAAGAAUUAUGUGACACUUGGCCAACAAUGGUUGGAUUGACAAAGGGUACCCAUCACUGUUAUAACUGGUUAAAGCUGCAUUUCACGUUUUUAAAAAUAUAUAUAUAUAUUUUCCGAUUCUCUGAAAGUAAACAUGCUACCUUUACAUUAUUUCAUUAAUAUUUUAAAAACUACAAAUUAGCAAUAGAAAUACUGAAUCAGGCAAAACUAAAAAGAUCUAAUACAGUUUAUCUUUGUUUGAAGUAACAAAAUAAUCUCCACUCCCUCUGUAUUUUUAUGCGAUAGAUAGGCCCGCACAACAUACUUAAACCUUCUUAGAAAACAAAUUGUGAGUUUGUUACACAUGUGAGGUAAUUUAUAUCAUGAUUUCCCAUUAAAAGCUAUUUCUAUUCCUCCCUCCCCCUUAUGAUAUAUUUCCAUACUCAGCAGCAUGUUUAUUUAAAACAAAAUUUAAAAAAAAUUAUCGUGAAUGUGAAAUGUUGCUUUAAUUCAGCAGGGUAACCAGUAUUCUGUAAAUUGAUCCACUGGUCAUCCUUCUUGCAUUCCCAAGUGUUUUCACGAAACACAUCACAUAGAAGGGAAAUAAAAAUGUUUUAACUUCUGUUCGUUUUGUAAAUUACACAGCUAGUUUUUACUUUGGUGUUAAGGGGAUGGGGUGGGGGGAAGGGAGCAAGGUAUAUCUUUUGAUGUAACACUGUUCUUUAUAGUCAAUCUAUGCGAUAUGUAUGUGCAUCAAGUUCCCAAGAUCCCUUGUUAUCUAAAUAGAGCCAGGAUUGGUGGGACUCAUAACCCUAGAAGUAGGGAGCUUUGGGAACGUAAGUUGUUUAUUGGCAUAUUCCGUGUAUUGUGCUUAAUUUGGCACUGGAAAACAAGGUGCAUUUUCUACAUCAACACUUUGACACAGUAGCAAUAUAUACUGAUGAAUUGCCAAGUUCAGCAUUUCAUUUUCACAAACUAGACCAUGAUCAAGCUUUUUGGUGCUCUCCAUGACUUUUAUCAUAAGCAUGUGGCCUGCGUAUCACAAUUUAAUAUUCCACUUCCAGACACUGUGGCUGUAAGAGAGGCACAUACUCCUGAUGGCCCAUGACUCUGGUUUAUGUGAAGUGGUAAAAUUCAUGGUGGUUGCCCACUUUUGAUCAAGUAGAUUACAUUUUUGAUAGUCGGACAUCAAGAUGUUCAGUUCUGGGAACCUUGAUGUCUCUCAUAACAGAGCAGACCAUUUAACUUGCUCUAAAACACAUCUUUCCAGUUUGGCUUUCUUUUGCUUACAUGUUAUAUAGAGAAUUUUUGUUUUUGUUAUAUUUCAGGAUGCGCCACAUCCUUUGCAAGAAAUCUAACACAUACUGAUGAAUUACCAUGUCUUUUAAGAUUUUAAUUAUCUAAGAAACAAACAAAAUCAACUAACACACCUGUUUUUUGUUAUCUUGUUCAGAUUUGAACUAGAGAUAUAAGAGUUAAAAACGAAAAAAUAAAAAUAUAUAUAUAUAAAAAAAAAAAUCCUUGCACCUAAAUCCUUAGGGCAUAAACCUGACCUUUAUGUAUCUGCUGCACAUGUACUUGUGAUAUUAUGCUUCCUUUUUCCUGGUUUUAGUGGUAAACUAAUUGCUAUUUUUCAAGAAGAAAUGAGAAAUAUUUGAAAGAAAAUUAUGCUGAUUUUCAAAGUUUAACUAUAUAUAUUGUAAGCCCGCUCCCUGUUGAACCUGAUUAAUAUUAACUUCUGCUUUCUCUUUCAAUACGUUCAAUACGUUUUUAUUUAAAACUUUUUUUUUAAUAUGUAGUUGAACCUAUCAUUGCAAUGAUAUUUGUUAGUAAUUCAUGUUUAACAAAUACUGUCUGUGUUAUUUACAAUGAAAAAAAAAAAAUCCCCCAAACCAUGGCUUCUGGAUUAUAUUUUCUCCCCUGUUAAUAAAUGCCCUUUAUGCUAGUCACCUGUUUUAGUGGAUGGGUAAUGUGUAACUUUCUCCCACGUCCCAAAUCUUCCCGUCCUGUAAUUCCUAUCUCCCAGCAUCUCCAUAGUUUAUCAAUGUAAGUUAGAGCGGCAAAUCUCUGGGAAUGUCUGUUUUUGCUGAGAAGGUGACCUUAUGAUGCAGAAUGUUUAGGAAUGCUUAAUGGAGGAGCUUGGUUUCCAGUUAGAAAGACUUACAGUGCUUAAUAAAGUCUAUUCUUUUAGUAAAAAAAUGUUUUUAAAGUGUGGUUUCUUUUUUUUCCCCUCUUUCUUGUGUUUAAU
Molecule: messenger RNA, 38469 nt
Organism: Pelobates cultripes (western spadefoot toad)
Lineage: Eukaryota; Metazoa; Chordata; Amphibia; Anura; Pelobatidae
Source: the annotation of a GenBank genome assembly